UGUUCCUUUUUAGUUCCUGAAGAGCAUCCUCCAAGUGCUGCACUUCUGUAGGAUAUACAAGCUAUGGUAGCCGGUUUCGAACAACGACCCUGGACACCUACCGUACGCCGUGGACAAAUUGCUGCUGAAACCUCAACCCCUGGACCAGCAGCGGUUGCAUUACCCAAUUUAAUUGGUACCAAAGUACUGGACUCGCGUAAACAAGCCGCUCCAGCAUUUACCUUUGGUCAAAAACAUCGACAAACCGUACAAUCGUUGGGCGAAGGACCAGCCAAAUAUAACGUAACCGGUUUGGGUAGUAAAGGUAAAGACACCCCUCCUGCUGCUACGCUACAAAGUCGCCACAAAGAGAUGUCGAAAUUUUGUACACCAGCCCCAGGGGAAUACGAUGUCGACAAGGCCAUAAAAGCUGUGAAACAGUCAACGGCCAAGUACACGUUUGGCCAGAAAUUGGCUGUGGAGAAAACAAAUUCGACACCAGGUCCAAAUCAUUAUCGAGUUGUACCACUCGAUGUUAUCAAACCCCGUGCCCCUCAAUAUACAUUUCGCAUAAAAUUGAAAGUAAUUUUAAUAAAUACACCAGCGCCAAAUAGAUAUCGACCCGAGAGGGUGUCGAUAGUGAAAAAGAAUUCACCACGCUACUCAUUUGGUAGACGUACUAAAAUUUACUUCGAUAAGGGAACACCAGCUCCGGGCUCAUAUAGCCCUGAAAAGGCCAAUUUACACUCUACACCAGCCUACACAAUUACCGGCAAGGGGACACACGAUGUGGUUGAUUGUACACCGGCCCCUGGUGCUUAUGAACCGGAAAAAUGUAAAUUGGAUAAGACACCAGCCUUCACGAUCUCCGGACGGCAUAGCAUGAGAACAACCAACGAUACUCCCGCCCCUGGAGCCUAUGCCCCCGAAAAGGUUCGCUUGGAUCAUACCCCGGCUUAUACCUUUGCAGGAAAACAUGAAGCAAAAAUUGUUAGCGAUACCCCUGCCCCAGGAGCCUAUUGUCCAGAGAAGGUAAGGCUGGAUCACACCCCUGCCUACAGCAUAAAGGGACGCCAUGAGGCGCACAAGCCCAGCGAUACCCCAGCUCCUGGCGACUAUGCACGCGAGAAGGUGCGGCUGGACCACACCCCUGCCUAUACGAUAAGUGGUCGCAAGGAGGCGAAAAUUGUCAGCGAUACCCCUGCACCAGGAGCCUAUUGUCCGGAGAAGGUGAGACUGGAUCACACCCCUGCCUAUACGAUUAAAGGGCGACAUGACCUCAGUAAGCCCAGUGAUACACCAGCCCCUGGCGACUAUGCACCCGAGAAGGUGCGCUUGGACCACACCCCUGCCUAUACGAUAAGUGGCCGUAAGGAGGCCAAAAUUGUUAGCGAUACCCCAGCUCCUGGAGCCUAUUGUCCGGAAAAGGUGAGACUGGAUCACACCCCAGCCUAUACAAUUAAAGGACGUCAUGAUUUGAGUAAGCCCAGUGAUACCCCAGCUCCAGGAGCAUAUGCUCCCGAAAAGGUACGUCUGGACCAUACUCCGGCCUAUACUAUGGCUGGUAAGCAUGAUCCUAAGGUCAGCAAUGAUACCCCGGCGCCUGGUGCUUAUGCUCCGGAAAAAUGUCGUUUAGAUAAGACACCAGCCUAUUCGAUAGCCGGACGCCAUCAUUUACAAAAGCCCAGUGAUACCCCGGCGCCUGGAGCUUAUGCUCCGGAAAAGUCGAAGCUUGACCAUACACCAGCUUACACCAUGGCAGGUCGGCAUGAUUUGCAUAAGCCAAGUGAUACUCCUGCACCUGGAGAUUAUGCUCCGGAGAAACAUAAAUUGGAUGGUACUCCAGCCUACACUAUGGGGGGACGUCACAAUCUGCAAAAACCCAGUGACACCCCGGCGCCUGGGGCUUACGCUCCGGAAAAAUCGAAGCUCGAUAAUACACCAGCCUACACCAUGGCGGGACGUCAUAAUCUGCAGAAGCCCAGUGAUACUCCAGCACCCGGGGCUUAUGCUCCGGAAAAAUCGAAGCUCGAUAAUACACCAGCCUACACCAUGGCAGGACGUCAUAAUCUGCAAAAGCCCAGUGAUACUCCAGCACCUGGGGAUUAUGCCCCCGAGAAGCAUAAUUUGGAUGGUACCCCCGCAUACACCAUGGGCGGACGUCAUAAUCUUCAAAAACCCUCAGACACUCCCGCUCCCGGUGACUAUGCCCCCGAAAAACACAGGCUAGAUGGAACCCCAGCCUACACCAUUGCUGGAAGACACAACCUACAAAAACCUUCCGACACCCCAGCUCCUGGUGACUAUGCUCCCGAAAAACAUCGACUAGAUGGAACCCCAGCCUACACCAUUGCCGGAAGACACAACCUCCAAAAACCCUCCGACACCCCUGCUCCCGGUGACUAUGCUCCCGAAAAGCACAGGCUAGAUGGAACCCCAGCCUACACGAUUGCCGGAAGACACAACCUCCAAAAACCCUCCGACACCCCAGCUCCCGGUGACUAUGCUCCCGAAAAACAUCGUUUAGAUCACACCCCUGCCUACACCAUGGCCGGUAAGCAUGAUCCAAAAAUUACCAAUCACACACCCGCUCCCGGUGAUUAUGCACCCGAAAAGGUACGCUUAGAUCACACUCCCGCCUACACUAUGGCCGGUAAACAUCAACCGAAAAUUCAAAACGACACUCCAGCCCCUGGUGCCUAUAGCCCCGAGAAAGUACGUCUCGAUCAUACACCCGCCUAUACAAUUACCGGACGCCAUGAUACGCACAAACCUAGCGAUACACCUGCUCCCGGUGAUUAUGCACCGGAAAAAUCACGCUUAGAUCAUACACCCGCAUUCACAAUUGUCGGACGCAAGGAGAAUAAAAUAAUAAGUGACUCCCCGGCUCCGGGUGCAUAUUCUCCCGAAAAGGUACGUUUAGAUCAUACCCCUGCCUAUUCUAUCACGGGACGCCAUGAGCAACAAAAACCCCAAGAUACACCAGCUCCAGGUGAUUAUGCACCGGAGAAGGUACGUCUUGAUCACACCCCAGCCUUUACAAUUGUUGGCCGCAAAGAGGUGAAAAUUGUUAGCGAUACUCCGGCACCAGGAAGUUAUUGUCCCGAAAAGGUUCGUCUUGAUCAUACACCAGCCUAUACCAUUACCGGUCGUAAUGUUAGCCAACAUUUGGAGACCACUCCCGCACCAGGAGAUUAUAAGCCAGAAAUGUAUGACCCCAAGGGUCACACCCCAGCCUUUACGUUCGGCAUGAAAUUGAAACAGGAACGAGUCAGUGAUACUCCAGCACCCACUGCCUAUGAACCCGAAAAACACACCCUAGAUCACACACCAGCCUACACUUUUGGUAGUAAAACCGUAACUAAAACGGUUGUUGAUGCACCAGCUCCCGGUCAUUAUCAUCCAGAAAACUAUAAACCCGAACACUCUCCUGCAUACACCUUUGGUCACAAAACAUCAAUAAUGCCAGUUAUGCCAAGAGGUCCUUAUGUUGAAGAUCGUAUUAUGCAGCGACGCGAAAGACGUAUGAAAAGUCCUGUACGCAAUGUUGUCAUCUUAGAGAAUGGCAACACCACACAACAGCUACUGCAACAAAAACAUCUAAAAGAACAACAACAAAAGGCCACCUCCACAACGACAACAACAACAGUAACUGAAAUUCACACCGUAAAUGGUACAGAUAAAUUGGCAGGAGUUUUAACAAAUGGCGAUACUGGAUUGGCCAACAACAGUAACACCACCAUGACCACUGUUAGGAAACAAACUUUGUUAAAUGGCAAUGUCCUUAAUGACACCACCACCAAAUCAGUAUCACCCACAAAUCAAUUGGCUAAUUUGAAAUUAAAUGAUGCUUUGACCACUGGCACAAAUACUCAAAUUACACAAAAAUUGGAAAAAAUCAAUGGUUUGAAUGGUGAAAGUGGCCAUGUGGUGACCACCACUGUACACACCACCAGCAAUGGUUACAAAGAAGAAGGUAAUAAGAAAAUUCAGGCCAAGGGAAGUGCUGAUAUCAAGCAAUCAAAUGCUGCUAGUGGUUCGUGUAAUACAGUCGUGUCCGCUGAUGGUACGACCACAACCACGGUAAAGUCGGCCAAGAGUUCCAGUGUUAAAUAUGCCGUUGAAGCCAGUUCCAUACAAGAAGAAAUUAUCAGGGGAUAUUUCGGAAAUGAUAUAGCUCCUAAUGUCUAUAGAAUUCCCACAGUAUUGGGUAUCAGCAAAGAGGGUAACAUACGCUCAGCACCGGCCUUCUCUAUGGCCGGCCGUGAAAAACCUCGACAACUGCCAACAUUACUAUUUCCCGGUCCAGGAUAUUAUGAUUCCGAGUAUACAGCCAUAAAACGUAGAUCACCAAUGUAUUCGAUGGGUGGUAAACACAAGCUACCCACUGAUGAUAAUAUGAAACCUGGACCAGGUGCUCAUUGCCCAGAGAAGAUAAAUCUCUCCAAUGUUCCAGCCUAUAGUUUUGGCAUAAAACACUCUCCCUAUUUGGGCUAUAUUCGAGAACAUCAUGAUUAUGGUUUUUCUGGAAUUUGUUAA
Messenger RNA from Musca vetustissima, 4518 nucleotides. RefSeq lists its product as uncharacterized. The record is from RefSeq and is a predicted model, not a curated record. Lineage: Eukaryota; Metazoa; Arthropoda; Insecta; Diptera; Muscidae. The transcript is spliced from 14 exons. Bases 64 to 4518 code for a protein of 1484 amino acids. Gene Ontology annotation, cellular component: cytoskeleton.